AGGCCACCCGCCGCCACGGCCGCAGUGUGCAACCGCCGUCCGAGCACAGUCGUGUGUCGGGCCUACAACACUCCGAGAUUGUUACUAAAAUUAAAACAUAUUAACGCGUCUAAUUAUACACGUUCUUCGUUUUUUCUUUUGUUCACUUUUCGUUAUUUUAAACACGACCGCGUCAAAUCACCAGUGUGCAGUAUUAUUUUAUCGUUUCAAUAGGUACCGUUACUUAUAGACAAGAAGUGUACUCCAUGGCUUUCGAGUUAAUAAGCCUCAGGUUCCAGUCAUGUUCACGUGUCGGCAGUGCCGUCGUAACGCCAAAAUUAAACCAUCAACGUCCUCCAACGAUGGUUUUUGGCGAAACUUUUUAUUGAUAACACUUUGAUAAAGCGGUGGCGGACUGCAGCUGCUUUUACCGGACCAUCGAUGGACGGCGGCGAUGACGGCGGUAAACAACGGCGUACGGCCGCCACCGGCAAGAGACGCGUGCCAGCAAAAAGGAGUUGCUCUGCCGUAACGGAAUGGGAGACCAGCAGCUCGUGGCAGUUAGCUAGGCAACAUCCGAUGGCUAGAAGAACAUCCAGGGUUUACAGAGAGCUGUGUCUUGUGUGGAACGCUCGUGUGGGAUCGCCCAACACGAACGCGUCCGCCCACAAAGUUCAGGCGCUGUUCAACGACUUAGGGUUGUACCCGACAUCAGCUCAAGUCGCUGAAAUGAUGCAGUGCACGAUGAAAUGUGCCAAUAGGAGUUCUCCGGCGCACAUGACAUUUGGAGAAUUCUGUUUGUUAGCGAAAAAACUGAAAAACGGCUUGGACAGAGGAAUACCGAGGUCAGUGCAAUUUUCUCGGCUAUUGGAAAGAGAUCAGGAGAAACACAGAGGAAUAAAACGCAACUUGAGGACGUUGCAUAGUUACGACGUAUUUCUCGGUGGGUCGUGUAAUCCUACCACAUGGCGUAAGGAGGUGGCUAUACCGUAUCUGCAAGACGCUGGUGUGUCUUUCUUCAACCCUCAAGUGGAUCAUUGGAGUCAAGAUCUAAUCGAAAUCGAACACACGGCCAAAGAAAACGCAACCGUUCUAUUCUACGUGAUCGACAGACAGACUAGGAACGUGGCCAGUGCGAUCGAGGUAGCCAAUUUCGCUGGUUACCAAAAAAACGUCGUGGUGGUCAUCCAUCCACAAGACACUGUUUCCGGCACAGUAGUAGCCGGCGAACAAAUAUCACCCACGGAAUCGGACGACAUACAAGAGGCGUUGACGAUACUGUAUAAAAUCGCGCACGAACAAGGCAUUCUGGUGUUUGAUAAUAUACCACAAGCUCUAAGCCGAGUAGUCCAAAUUUUAAAAGAAAAACCCCACAAAAACGGCGAGGUCAACGAAGAUAACUCUACGAACCGCAAGGUUCGCGAUGCGUUCAACAUGUUCGACACCAAAGCCACCGGACAGAUAAAUAUUUUCGAUGUGAGAAUGGCCAUUCGGUUGUUGACCAAUCGUAAUCUUUCGGAGAACGAGGUGAUGGAUUUGACGGCGGAAAACAUUUCCGAUUUUAACGCCAUCGACAUUGACCGAGUGUCUUUUACUUUCGACCAGUUCCACGCGAUCGCUUCGAAAUAUCUACAGCUACCGGACAAACCGCUUAACGGCAAUGGGUUCGACGACUGUCGCACGUACCAUUCGUCUGUGACCAGGUCGUUGUCAGUGCCACAGGGAUGGGUUGACACGAGACCUUCGAAGACCACAGACAUCUACUUGGCAGGAGAGAGUGGCGACGACGUCCGGUGGAUAGAAGACAUAGCCAUUCCGUUGAUCAGGAAAACAAACUUGACGUAUCACGCAGCCUCCAAACCAGACUUAUCAGUAUUACUCGAUUCGCACACGUUAUUAUUUGUUAUUCCAAACAACUCAAGAUCGUUAGCUACCAUGACUCUGGCUGCUUAUUGUAUCGGCAAAAGCUGCAGGACGGUAUUGUGUGUUCAGAAUCUCAACAAAGAUAAUUGUAUCGUUCACAAUGAAAAGUUAACACAAAUCGCAGUCAAUGAUUACAACAGAGGUAGAAUGUAUUUAACAGACUUAGCAUCACGAGAACGAGUGCCUGUAUUAGAAUCAAUCAUAGAAGCUGUUGAGAUAGCUAUACAAAAAAGUUUAUAGUAUAUUUUAAUAAUUUUUAAAUUAUAUUACAUUGUAUUGUUUAAUGACUUAAAUUUAUUAUUUUAGUAUUGAUAAAACUAACCAAUGUGUAUUCGAGCAAAUUAAAUUUUGAUUUUUAUUCAUUGAAACUAUUUUAAGUACCAACUGUAUCAAUUUUUUUAACAACGUUUAAAUUAUUUAUUUUUUUAAAGAAAAUUUUAAUAUUAGGUAUAUUUAUUUUUUGUUUUUGAAAUUUAUUUUAAUAUUGAUUUAAAUUUUUUAUAAUGAUUUUGUCCUAUGUACAAAAUAAACUCGUAGAAGUAUUUGUUUUUUAUAAUUAUUAUCACAUAAAUUAUAGCUUUAUAAAUAUAUUAAUCUGAUUUAUACAAUAAAUUUUCAACAGUGCAAUCGUUAUUAAAAUUAAAAUAUCAUUUAAUUUUAUAAGAAGACGUGAUUUAUUUACAAUUUUUUAUGCACUUGAGAAAAAAUGUUUAUUACUGUAAAACCGGCUAACUUUGGGCAUCAAGGCUAAUUUGGGACUUGGGGUAAAAUAAUUCAUACUCUAUAUUAUAUUAUCAUAUUGUAAUAUAUUAUUGUAUUUAACCAAUACACCCAUAAUGCCCCAAGUUAGCCGAUACACCAUUAUGCCUACACUAAACUACAUAGUUGCGCCAGUAUGACAAAACAAAUGCUCCGAUAAUAUACAUCUUAAUUUACACAUUUUUAGAAUUAUCUCUUUGAUGUAUCAUUUUACAUCAGUAUAAUGGUAUUUUAGCUUCAAUGGGGAACUGAGAAGGUAUUGUUAUUACAAUGAUGU
Adelges cooleyi (spruce gall adelgid) is the source of this 2938-nucleotide messenger RNA. RefSeq lists its product as uncharacterized. Gene Ontology annotation, molecular function: calcium ion binding. Lineage: Eukaryota; Metazoa; Arthropoda; Insecta; Hemiptera; Adelgidae. The record is from RefSeq and is a predicted model, not a curated record. Gene Ontology annotation, cellular component: plasma membrane. The coding region runs from base 421 to 2142 and encodes 573 amino acids. The transcript has 15 exons.